Messenger RNA from Penicillium cosmopolitanum, 1383 nucleotides. Its product is annotated as Amino acid transporter transmembrane. The record is from RefSeq and is a predicted model, not a curated record. The coding region runs from base 1 to 1383 and encodes 460 amino acids. Lineage: Eukaryota; Fungi; Ascomycota; Eurotiomycetes; Eurotiales; Aspergillaceae. Gene Ontology annotation, cellular component: vacuolar membrane. The transcript is spliced from 7 exons. Gene Ontology annotation, molecular function: amino acid transmembrane transporter activity. Gene Ontology annotation, biological process: amino acid transmembrane transport.
AUGACGACCACAACGAGGCCUCAGAUUGUGGAUAUUGAGCCCACCAACAUCGACACAAAUCAGGCAUGGGCUAAUCCUGACGCUUUCGAUGCCGAAAAGAAGCCCGACCCUACACCGCAACGACAAGAUGCAUUCGGUGAUGAGGAAAAUGCAGAGGUUAAGUACAAAGUCUUAAAGUGGUGGCAAGGUGGCCUGCUCAUGGUGUCAGAAACUAUCUCCCUGGGCAUAUUAUCUCUUCCAGCUGCUGUGGCAGGUAUGGGCCUUGCUCCAGCUCUUGUUGUGCUUAUUGGCAUGGGCCUUCUAGCAACAUAUACCGGAUAUCUUAUUGGGAAAUUCAAGGAGAGACAUCCUCACAUUUCUAGCAUGGCCGAUGCAGGCGAGGUCUUGAUGGGCCGCUUUGGAUAUGAGUUAUUUGGAACUGCCCAGCUGCUCUUCCUCGUAUUUAUCAUGGCCAGCCACAUUCUCACAUUUACCGUGGCACUCAAUACAAUCACAAACCAUGCAACUUGCUCAAUUGUUUUUGGUAUUGUGGGAAUGAUCAUUUCCUGUAUUUUGUCCUUGCCACGAACACUGGAAAAAGUUUCGUGGUUUUCACUUGUUUCUUUCGUUAGCAUUUUCUCGGCCGUUAUGAUUUGCAUGGUUGCCGUGGGUAUUCAGAAUCCUGAAGCAAUCGUCCAUCCCACAGUAGAGACAAACCUGGUCACCGGUUUCACAGCCGCGGCUAAUAUUGCUUUCUCUUACGUCAGCCACAAUACUUUUUUCACCUUUAUCGCCGAACUCAAAGAUCCUAAGGACUUUCCCAAAGCUCUCGCCCUUCUACAAACCGUGGAUAUGACUCUUUAUAUCGUUGCAGCAGUUGUGAUAUACCGAUUUGCAGGUGCCGACGUCACAUCUCCAGCACUAGGCUCAGCUGGUCCUUUGAUCUCUCGGAUAGCAUAUGGUGUUGCCCUUCCUACGAUUGUCAUAGCAGGUGUUAUAAAUAGUCACGUAGCGGCCAAGUCAAUCUAUAUCCGUCUGUUUGCGGGCACCGACCGCAUGCACAAGCGAGACUUCGCAGCUGUUGGCUCUUGGGUUGGCAUUGCCGCGGUGCUUUGGCUGGUUGCUUGGGUUAUUGCGGAAGCAAUUCCUGUUUUUAACAACCUUUUAAGCCUGAUUACUGCGCUUUUCGGUAGUUGGUUUACCUUCGGGUUUACUGGCAUCUUUGGCUUGCAUAUGGACCAAGGUUUAUGGUUUGCUUCUCCUAAGAAGACUAUUCAUACUCUACUCAACUUCUUUGCUAUCUCUGUUGGAGUUGUUCUGUGCGUUCUUGGCCUUUAUAGCUCUGGUAAAGCCAUCCACGACAACCCCGGGAGUGCCAGUUUUUCCUGCGCCAACAAUGCGUAA